Messenger RNA from Rotaria socialis, 1491 nucleotides. The record is from the annotation of a GenBank genome assembly. NCBI's taxonomy places the organism in Eukaryota, Metazoa, Rotifera, Eurotatoria, Philodinida, Philodinidae.
AUGAAGACUAUUUUUGCUCAUUUAAAUAUCAAUAAUAACGGAAUAAAUCAAUCAAUAGCAACGAAAAGUUCAUUUAAAAAUCUAAACUAUUAUCAAGAUUAUGAUCUAGCGGGUGGUGAUGUUAAUAAAAAUGCGAAUGUAUCUCAAGUUGAACAUGAACGAGAUGCAUGUGAAAAAGAAUUGUAUCGAUUACGUUAUGGAAUUGAAAAUUUAUUAGCUAAUAAAGAUCAAGGUGAUUUUAAAAGAGAACAGCAACAGCAAAAAAGAUUUUCAAAUAUACAAAAUCCAUUUCGAAAACAGAUUACUCAAAUAAAAGAUUUAAACAAUAAAAUUAAUACAAAUUGGAUAGAUCAAUGUACUCCUUGUUGUCGCCGUUGGAGGAGAGUUAGACGCAAUAGUAAUAUAAAUAGUCCCAAUCAAUAUUCUAACCGUCAAAUGCACAAGGAGAAAAGUUUUGAUCGUUCUUUACCGAAAACUCCCAAAUCUUCAGGGUCAUCACAAUUUAAUAGAGAUUUAUCCAUUUCUAAUUCACCAUCACAUCAUAUCGAUUCUGAUGGGCAUCGAUCGAAAUUUAAUUUAAAACGCAGCGUUUCUAAAUUAAUCAAUGGACUAACACCUAAUAAAAUGAAUCCUACAAAUUUAUUCAGAUCGAACGAUAUGAAUGAUCCACUAUACAAUGCAUUAAUACUUAAGAUACUCGAAGCAAAAGCAUUAGAUUGUCUUUGUACUGGUUAUUCGAAGCGUGAUACAGAAAAACAAAUUUCAAAAGCAUUGGCCGAAAUCGAUCAAAGAAUUAGCAGACAACAGUUGGAUUCAAUAAGCGUUAGAUCAACGAAGACAUCGCCACUGAAGAAUUCAGUAAACGAUCCUGAAUCUAAUUUUUCUCAAUUGAUUACACCACAACUAUUGAGUGAAAAAAUUAUGCAUUCAUCGCCGUCUGAUACUGAAAUACCGUAUAUUAGUGCAACAACAUCAAAAUCUUCUGAUAAUAAUAAAGAUAAAAUAAAAAGUGCAUUGAAAUUAAAUGAAACUAUUAAAAAAAAACCCAAGAAAAAAUCUAAAGUAACCAUUAUUGGCGAUAAAAGAUCAAAAUCAAGAAAGUCAAUGAAGAAAAAAAGACCAAGCUCAAAACAUAGGCAAAAACCCAAACAAAAGCAUAAACCAACUAGUACAAGAAAAAAUCGCAGCAAAUCUAAAACUUCAAAUAAAAAACGAAGCUCAUCUAAAGUUAAAAAAAGUCGUUUUAAUAAAUUUUACAUAAUGAGACUAUUAUCAAUAUUCUCCCUGUUUGUCUUUUGUUUAUCUUUAUUGAUGAUUGAUGCUACUGAUCAUUACCAGGUUCAAGCAUCGGGUAAUGACUGUCAACAAGCGUGUUUCAAUGCAUGUGAAGAGAAAUGUCCUGGUGCACCAUGCGAUUAUCCUAGUACAACUUUUGUUCGCUCAAAAACUAGCUGCGUUAGGUGUUUUUGUCCAGAAGAUAUAUUGGAAUAA